AUGCCUAGAGGACAGCCAAUGCAGACAGUGAGUCGACCGGCAAUUCCUACGCUAACCAUUACGAAAUCAACUGUGGCAAAUACGACUUAUGGAGAGGUUUCCAGGGGAAUUACCAUCAAAGGCGUAACCCAAAUUCAAGAACUUGAACCGAUUUAUACCGUGAAAGCGUUGCAGCAGCACCAGGAAAUAUUGAGCCAAGUCGGCUGUACACCAGACCUACAAACAAAGGUCAUCAAGCCGACGAUAGGAAGACCACCCCAGGCAAAGAGGAAGUUGGAUUUGGAUGCUACGGCAGCCAUGUUAGACGAUGGAUUUAAAAGUCCCCGUGGCGGAAGAAAGAAGCCCCGGCCCAGCCCUAAGGGAUCAGCUCAGUCGCCAGCUGAGAGGACUCGCUAUGAUACAUCGCUCGGCCUGCUAACCAAGAAGUUUGUUGGAUUACUACGCAGUGCUCCCGAGGGUGUUUUAGACUUGAACUAUGCCGCAGAGGUGUUAGAAGUGCAAAAAAGACGUAUUUACGAUAUUACCAAUGUAUUAGAAGGAAUUAAUCUUAUUGCCAAAAAAGCGAAAAAUAACAUUGAAUGGAAGGGCUCUAGUAAUUCAAUUGCAUCCAAUGGUCAAGAAGGAUCUGUUUGUGCGAGCUCUGUGGACUUGAACGCAGAAAUAUUUGACUUGGAAGCCAAAGAGAAUAGACUAGAUGAACUUAUCAAGAGUUGUACCUUACAACUGAAAAUGUUAACAGAAGACGCCAACAAUGGAAAAUAUCCUUUAU
Saccoglossus kowalevskii is the source of this 769-nucleotide messenger RNA. Its product is annotated as transcription factor E2F3-like. Lineage: Eukaryota; Metazoa; Hemichordata; Enteropneusta; Harrimaniidae. Gene Ontology annotation, biological process: regulation of transcription by RNA polymerase II. Gene Ontology annotation, cellular component: RNA polymerase II transcription regulator complex. Gene Ontology annotation, molecular function: DNA-binding transcription factor activity, RNA polymerase II-specific; protein dimerization activity; RNA polymerase II cis-regulatory region sequence-specific DNA binding. The record is from RefSeq and is a predicted model, not a curated record.